Messenger RNA from Danio aesculapii, 1675 nucleotides. It is a transcript of the gene cldn15lb, whose product is annotated as claudin 15-like b. The record is from RefSeq and is a predicted model, not a curated record. Gene Ontology annotation, biological process: bicellular tight junction assembly; cell adhesion. NCBI's taxonomy places the organism in Eukaryota, Metazoa, Chordata, Actinopteri, Cypriniformes, Danionidae. Gene Ontology annotation, cellular component: bicellular tight junction; plasma membrane. Gene Ontology annotation, molecular function: structural molecule activity. The coding region runs from base 132 to 800 and encodes 222 amino acids. The transcript is spliced from 6 exons.
CAGUGACAUUCGGCCCACCGCUGCUGCGCGACACACACCGAAAACCCUGCUCACAACACACACUUUCAGAACAAAACGCUAAUUAUUCUUCAUUUUCAGCACACACUCCAGUUCACUGAGAGACGAACGGGAUGGCGGUGAUGGUGCUGCAGGUGCUGGGCUUGUUUCUGGGGAUCGUGGGCUGGUGUUUGGAGUCCAGCUCUAUAAACUCGUCUGUGUGGAAGAGCAGCAGUCAUGGGGAAGCGGUGGUGACGGCCAGCUCUCAGUUCGAAGGCCUCUGGUUCUCCUGCGCCUCAAACUCACUGGGAGCCAUUCACUGCCAGAGGUUCAAGACCACUCUGGGUCUGCCAGGAUAUAUCCAGGCCUGUCGGGCUCUGAUGAUCAUCGCUCUGAUCCUGGGUUUGCUGUCUGUGGUUCUGGCGUCGAUGGGACUCAAGUGCACUAAACUGGGCAGCACGUCUGAGGAGGCCAAAGGCAAAAUCAGCCUGACUGCAGGAAUCAUGUUCAUCCUGUCAGGUUUGUGUGUUAUCGUGGCCGUGUCGUGGUACGCCGCUCGAGUCGUCCAGGAAUUUAAUGACCCUUUUUAUGGAGGCACAAAGUAUGAGCUGGGCGCAGGUCUGUAUCUGGGAUGGGCGGCAGCUGCUCUGUGUAUAUUAGGAGGAGGAACUCUCUGCACUUCCUUUAAAAGUCCAUCUUCUGCGCAAACACGGGGCCCGGGCUAUAACUACAGCGCUGCACAGCCUCAGAAGAUUUACAGAUCUGCUCCAUCAGACAACAGCAUCACCAAAGCAUAUGUUUAAGACUGACUUACUUUAGCUCUCCUUUCUUUUUUUGUACAUGGACCUUAUGUAAUUGCAUCUUAAAAGUCAGCAAAUUUACCCUUUGUAAGAAUACUGUGGUAUUAUUCUUAUGGUAAUGCUCUCACAUAUGCUAAUAUAAGUUUUAUUUGUAUUUUUUUCUGUCAAAGUGCCAUUUUGCCUUAAAUUUUAAUAAAAGAAAACAGAAUUCUUUAUUUUAUUUUAGUUUUGAUAUUAACUGCAGCACUAUAACACAGUUCUGUAGUCAUAUACCAUUUUUAUUUUCUUUAAUAUUGCUCAAGCAGUUACAUUUACCCUUACCAAUUUCCUAACUUUUCCAAAUAAUACCAUGCUUUGGCCAUUCAUGUAUCAUAUAAAAAUAAUGUUCACAUUUUCAGGAGUGUUUUGAAUGUUUAUCAUCAGAAUUUAAUCAAAAAUACAUUAAAAAGCAUAAUAUGAAACAAAUGUUAGUACAGAUCUCACUGAUUCAUAAUGUCAUAAUUCAGAAUUUGAUGUAACGUCCCUGUUGUCAGCAAUGUAUAAUUCAGCUUUGUCUCAGAUAUGAAAUCAGUUCCCUUCUCCCUGGGUAGCAGUUUGGGCUCUUGAGGCCCCCUUGCCCUCCAGCUGCAGGGUCUGUGACCACAGCAGGUUGCCCCAGGGUCCAGCCACUCUCCCUGGGUUGCAGUUUGGGCUCUUGAGGGCCCCUUGCCCUUCAGCUCAUAAAAUCUCAGCUUCUAUAUUUUGGUCAUGCACAUUGUCAUGUUAUAUGGAUCAUUUUAGUGCGUUAUAUAAGUGUUACAUUGUCUGUUCUCUUUUUUUUUCUUAUUUUAUGUUUUAUGUUUUUGCCAUUUAUGUAAAUAAAAAAAAAUCUGUGCAAA